This is a messenger RNA of Bactrocera dorsalis (oriental fruit fly), 6724 nucleotides long. It is a transcript of the gene SLO2, whose product is annotated as potassium channel subfamily T member 2. The coding region runs from base 275 to 5758 and encodes 1827 amino acids. The record is from RefSeq and is a predicted model, not a curated record. Gene Ontology annotation, molecular function: intracellular sodium-activated potassium channel activity. The transcript is spliced from 29 exons. Lineage: Eukaryota; Metazoa; Arthropoda; Insecta; Diptera; Tephritidae. Gene Ontology annotation, biological process: potassium ion transport. Gene Ontology annotation, cellular component: membrane.
AAAAUUUAAAGAAAAAAAUUAAAGCAAUAAUUGCAAAAAAAAAUUAGAACAAAAAUUAUUGAAAUAUUAAAAAAAAAAAGUAAUUCUAAAUUUUUACAUUAAUUGCAAAAUUCCAUAGAAAAAAAUCAGCGUCUAGCGCUUAGCAGCAAGUGAAUGCCACAAUUUCCUAGUCAACUGCAUUACCUCUGCAGCUAUCUACACAUAUCUCUUUGUCACACUCAAACACACACACACACCGUUACAACCGCAUAAGUAUGCCGUUAUAUAUGUCUCGAUGUACAUAAUAGCCGUUUGCGUGUGCAUAUGUGUGUCCACUUUUUGCUGUGCAAUGCCGAUUAGCAUAUUUGGUAAGCGUCUAACCGCCGCCCAUCAGCGUGUGAAUGCAACGAAAAAGUCAACAACAAAAGUAGCCGAGUGGUUUGUCGUUCGCGCCGAGGAGAGCAAACGCAAAAAGCGCGUCGAACGUCAGCGCCAGCAGCAGCGUCAACGUCGCGGCGCCAAGGUGUUUCGCUGCGUCAGCGAUUCCACAGGCCAUCUCACGCUGGCGCCGUCACGCCUCUUCGAGAAGACACCGAUGAGCCCGUCCGACAGUCUCGAUGAAAUCGCACUGCAAAUACCCAGAGUCCGUGUGGAAUAUUACGUAAACGAAAACACAUUCAAAGAAAGACUGCAACUUUACUUCAUUAAGAAUCAGAGAUCAAGCCUACGAAUACGAAUUGCCGACUUGUUUUUUAAGUUACUAGCAUGUGUUCUGUACAUAUUACGUGUGAUAACGGAUACGAAUCCAACCUUUGCAACGUGUUAUGGCUGCUCAGUGAGCAAUAAAACAGAGUUCCUCGUUUCGGCACAACUAACGGAGGAGGAAUUCCAGGAGAAUCCCAUUAUAAAUUGGGAAGCUAUCUUAUGGGUGAAUCGGCCCACAAUAUUGUGGGCAGCGCAAUUAAUAUUAGCAUUAGUAUCUCUCACAGAGGCCGUACUACUAACAUAUCUAGGCUAUAAGGGUAAUAUCUGGCAACAGAUUCUUUCGUUUCAUUUCAUUCUAGAAUUAAUUACGACAAUACCAUUUGCAUUAACGAUACUAUGGUCGCCUUUAAGAAACUUAUUCAUACCCAUAUUCCUCAAUUGCUGGCUGGCAAAGCGAUCGUUGGAGAAUAUGUUCAACGAUCUGCAUCGCGCCAUGCAAAAGUCACAAUCCGCACUCUCGCAGCAACUCACUAUACUCUCCGCCACGCUGCUAUGUCUGGUGUUCACAAGCGUCUGUGGCAUACAGCAUUUUCAACGCGCCGGCCAUCGUCAUUUGAAUUUGUUCCAGAGCACGUAUUAUGUGGUUGUGACAUUCUCAACAGUCGGUUAUGGCGAUUUCGUGCCCGAUAUAUGGCCCUCACAGCUUUAUAUGGUGAUUAUGAUUUGCGUAGCACUUAUAGUGCUGCCGACGCAGUUCGAGCAAUUGGCCUUCACUUGGAUGGAGCGGCAGAAGUUGGGCGGCAGCUAUUCAUCGCAUCGCGCGCAAAGCGAAAAACACGUCGUCGUCUGCUCGACCACACUGCACGCGGACACAAUCAUGGACUUCCUCAACGAAUUUUAUGCGCACCCACUGCUACAGGACUACUAUGUGGUGCUGCUCAGUCCCAUGGAGUUGGACACCACGAUGCGUAUGAUAUUGCAGGUGCCGAUUUGGGCGCAACGGGUCAUUUAUAUUCAGGGUUCCUGUUUAAAGGAUGGCGAUUUGGCACGUGCGCGCAUGAAUGAGGCCGAGGCUUGUUUCAUACUCGCCGCUCGUAAUUAUGCCGAUAAGACUGCAGCCGACGAGCACACGAUAUUGCGUUCGUGGGCGGUUAAAGAUUUUGCGCCGAGUGUGCCGCAAUAUGUGCAGAUAUUUCGACCGGAGCACAAGCUUCAUGUGAAAUUUGCGGAGCACGUCGUCUGCGAGGACGAAUUCAAAUACGCGCUGUUAGCCAAUAACUGCACUUGCCCCGGCGCGAGUACGCUGGUCACAUUGCUGUUGCACACGUCACGAGGACAGGAAGGUCAACAGUCACCGGAGGAAUGGCAUCGCCUCUACGGCAAGUGUUCCGGCAAUGAGAUCUAUCACAUUGUGCUCGGCGACAGUCGCUUCUUCGGCGAGUACGAGGGCAAAAGCUUCACUUAUGCCAGCUUUCAUUCACAUCGAAAAUAUGGCGUUGCAUUGGUGGGUGUGCGUCCAGCUGAGCUGCCGGAAUUCUACGAGGACACCAUACUGCUGAAUCCGGGGCCGCGGCAUAUCAUGAAGAAGGACGACACAUGCUAUUAUAUGAGCAUAACAAAGGAGGAGAAUUCGGCCUUUGUUGUCAAUCAAAAUCAGAAUCAAAAUUUGGAUACGCAAGCGACGACAAAGGACGGUGUUAGCACAACAACAAUAAACAACAACAAUACUACCAUCACCACCAAUAGUAUCAAUGUGCAUAUGAAUGUAACAACAACAACAACAACCACACCGGCAACCACCAUUAGUACAACAACAACAUCAACAUCAUUGAAUCGCACAGCACCGGUGCCAUCGGUUUGUGUACGCGUGCCGCACAGUCCUAGCCUGGACUCGGGACGCGGCGGCGUCUUUGGCGGCGGUACACCGACUAUAACCGAAAGAUAUCCGCCAACAUAUAGUGAUAGUGACUUAACGACACUAUUCGUGCCAACUGAUAAUCUAACGUCUGUGAUAAUCUCCGAUUCGAAGCAGAAUCUCAAGGAUACAACGGUGACAUCGAUGAAUGCAACGCAAACACCCUCGGCCACGACAACAACCACCGUCACCACAACGAUACCGCCAAUGUUGGGUGGCGGCGGCGGUGGUAGCGGCGGCAACGGCUUAGGCUAUAGCGGUGGCAGCAGUAGUGGUGGUGGCGGUGGCGGUCUGAGUGUUGCAACCGCCACAUUAACGACUAGCAAUCACUUGGAUGUGCCGCAAGCGGGGAAUCCAAAUCUGCUUAGCCCCGAUGUGCUCAAUCAGCGUAGAGGCAGUCGUCGCCCAUCCAUACUACCCGUACCGGACAUGUUCACCUCAUCAUCGUUCAGCAUAUCAGGCAACGACGACGGCGAAGAAGGCGAUGAGAGCGAAGAUGAAAUUGACGAUGAUGUGCCGUGGCGAUCGCCAUCUGAGAAAAUAGCUGCGCUGAGCGGUCAUUUUCCGCAAUCGCGCACCUAUUCGCUGAUCAUGAGCUCGUCGGAGGAUUCGAAUAAUCAGUGUUGUUGCACGAGUCAGCCGCACUUGCAGAGCGAGUCGCGCUAUCGCAUGCUAGCGAAAAGUUUCAGCUGCGAUAGCGAUUGUCGGCGCGUGUUGCCCUGCAAUUUCGUGCGUCGCAAUCGUGCUCUCGCACAAGUCGUCGAUGCUGCCGCCGAUGCUGGCGACACGUAUUGUUCACUUUGCUCCACCAACACUUGGAUACCGGCCACGACGGCGACGACAACCACCUUCUCGACAACGGGCACUCAGCGCACUGCAGCCACCUCGAGCAGCUCGACUUCGGGUUGCUGCGGCGGUGGCAGUGGUGGCAAGGCGGCACGUCCCAUCUGGGCUAUGGAUUAUUUGCGCAUCGUCAAGGGUUUCCCGCCCGUCUCGCCGUUCAUCGGUGUUAGUCCGACGCUUUGUUACUUGCUCAAGGAGAAAAAACCAUUGUGCUGUCUGCAGCUGGCACAGGUGUGCGAGCACUGCAGCUAUCGCAAUGCCAAGGAGUAUCAAUGGCAAAACAAGACGAUUAUUCUGGCAGCGGAUUAUGCAUCGAAUGGCAUUUACAACUUUAUCAUACCGUUACGUGCGCACUUUCGUUCGAAAACGUCAUUAAAUCCGAUUAUAUUGUUGUUGGAGCGUCGACCGGAUGUGGCCUUUCUCGAUGCACUCUCCUACUUUCCGCUGGUUUAUUGGAUGCUCGGUUCCAUUGACUGCUUGGAUGAUUUGCUGCGCGCCGGCAUCACCUUAGCCGAGAGUGUAGUGGUGGUGAACAAGGAACUGUCCAACUCGGCGGAGGAGGAUUCGCUAGCCGAUUGCAACACCAUCGUCGCCGUGCAGACAAUGUUCAAAUUCUUUCCGAGCAUCAAAAGCAUAACCGAACUCUCGCAGAGCUCCAACAUGCGUUUCAUGCAGUUCCGUGCGCACGACAAAUAUGCGCUGCACCUGAGUAAAAUGGAGAAGCGCGAAAAAGAGCGCGGCUCCCAUAUUUCCUACAUGUUUCGUCUGCCCUUCGCUGCCGGCGCCGUUUUCAGUGCUUCCAUGCUGGACACGCUGCUUUAUCAGGCGUUCGUCAAGGACUAUGUAAUCACAUUUGUGCGUCUGCUGUUGGGCAUCGAUCAGGCGCCGGGCAGUGGCUUUCUGACAUCGAUGCGGAUCACAAAAGACGACAUGUGGAUACGCACCUAUGGUCGUUUGUAUCAGAAGCUCUGCUCGACGACUUGCGAAAUACCGAUCGGCAUUUAUCGUACUCAGGACACAUCGAAUACGGAAGCGUCACAUGUGAGUAAUUCACCUGUAGAGAAGUGGGGACCGUUUUCCGCUUUCGGAAAGCACUGUGUGCGCUUGCGACCAUCGUACGACGAAGAAGCGGGUACACCCGAUUCGACGAAGGACAGCAGCGAAGUCCUUCGUGGCGUUACCUACCGACCGCCAUCGGCCUCUGGUCAUCAUCAUCAAAGCCAUCCAUCACAACACAAGUCGACCACCUGUCUGGGUGGCUGUUCGGAACGGAAGGGUUCAUCAUCUUCUAUGUUUUUUCAGUACUCGAUCAAUUUGGCCGAUGAGGCGCGCAACAAUCAUGCGCAACAAAUCGAACGCGCUGAGAUCGCGAAUCUGGUGCGCAGUCGCAUGGAGUCGUUGAAUCUGCCGACAAUCGACUAUGACGACGUGAGCGAGAAGCGUAAUCAUCUGUCGUAUGUGAUAAUCAAUCCGAGCUGUGAUCUCAAGUUGGAAGAGGGAGAUGUAAUCUACUUGGUGCGUCCGUCGCCGUUUUCAGCGCAAAAAACCUUCGAACGUCACAAUUCUCGUCGCAAAUCAAACAUAUCCUUCUGUUCGAACAUCAAUUUGGGUGCCGCAUGCGGUCCAACCGUUAGUGCCGCGGCCGGUGCGGGUUCGCGUCGUGGCUCCGGCAUAGCUGGACUGAAUCCGAUGCAAAUGCAAAGCGUACAGACGUUGGCCGGGUAUGGUUCGCCACGCUGCUCGCCGCCCAUACAACAAAUUAAAUCCAAUUCUCUUUCUCUACCCGACAGUCCGACGGUUGUUGGCACACAGCGCGGCCGGAGCAAUUCAUUGCGGAUCGACAAUGAUAUUUUGCUACGGCGUUCCUCAUCAUUGCGGCAAGGCUUACCCAGUGUUGGUGUUAGUCAUGGCCGACGAAAAUCCUCGUUAGAGGAGAUCGGCAUUAGCCAUUUUACGACGCUAAUGCAGGCAACGAAUCACACGAAUCCCAUUAAAAUUGCACUCAACGGCAGUAUAGGACUGGAGUCCACACCUAACUCUUUGUACUUUCAAUAUCAGGUCACACCACCCGAAGAACCAACACCCAUACUGGGUGUACCCUGCAUAGUGGCCGGUGGUCCCGGCGGUGGUAUUAAUCCCUCGGCGUUAGGUGGUGCCACGCUUUGCGGCGGUUCAUCACUGGCCAUCAAUACUGCCGAUUUGGGCGCAUCACCCACAUCGAGUAACAACAAUUCACCGCUACAAGUGCCACAACAGGAUUCACAACAAUCCGGACCAAUGCAAUCACCGCAACAUUUACAAGGGACAAUUGUAUGAUACAACCUUAUGUGGGGUCGCAGACUCCGCUCGUCGAUAUCGAAGAAAAAUAAAUGGAUAUAAUAUAAGUAGAAAUCGGAGCGGUGCUAAGGCGUCUAAACGUCAACACGACGUGACGAUGAUGAUGACGUCACAAUGCCACGAAUGUCGGCUAUCGUUACUGCAGCGGAGUCCGAAGCAAAAGACGAGUAGUUAGGCGAACACAGCUCACACACCGAAGCACGUACGUAGUUAACUGCAGCAGAGAUAGCAACAAAGUAGUUUCGCACAUCAUGUACAUAUGUAUAGAUUAUUAAUUGUAGCGUAAGUGGGAAAACGCUUAUUAUUGCCGAAACGGACGUUAGGAGUAUGGUCGUAUGCAACUGCGUUAAACGUGCAACGAUUUCAAAAUAUAUAUAUAUAGGCACUUAACUUAAGGUUCGUUUGUAGUGAUCAGCUGAUCAGCUGUAAAUAAUGUGACUCGUUCAAUUGUAGUACUAGGGUAAGCCUAAAGUUAUUUCAUUAUAAAUAUGUAUUACAUGCAUUGUGAAUGUACAAUAUUGAAUAUACAUACAUAUAUUCUUGAGUUUGUAGAUAAUUUUUAAUUAACAAUAAUACCUAUUUAUUUCUUAGGUAAUAAAAUUACAAUUCUUUAGAUAAUUUUCUCGAAAAUUUUGUUUAAAACAUAUCUUUUAAUUUACAUUAAAAAAUAUUUUUUUUUGCUUUGUAAGAUCUGUAGUUGAUUAUUUAUUUAUCUAUCUAACUUUGGGGUGUUCUAACCAAACGUCUGUACCCACUUACCUUUACCAAAAGAACGGAGCUACAAAAUAAAAUUCCUCAUGGAGGUUAAGAUGUUAAAACAUCCAACUUAAGGCAAGCAUUUCCUAUACGCUUCUAUGGCCUUAAAAAAAUUCAUAAUAACUUUUUGUCAGUCAUUUAUUAUUACCGAAUUAUCAUUCUCUGAUUUGUGGACAUGUUUGACACCUG